Messenger RNA from Letharia lupina, 975 nucleotides. RefSeq lists its product as uncharacterized. The coding region runs from base 1 to 975 and encodes 324 amino acids. The transcript has 2 exons. Lineage: Eukaryota; Fungi; Ascomycota; Lecanoromycetes; Lecanorales; Parmeliaceae. Gene Ontology annotation, molecular function: oxidoreductase activity, acting on paired donors, with incorporation or reduction of molecular oxygen; heme binding; iron ion binding. The record is from RefSeq and is a predicted model, not a curated record.
AUGACUCAAGUCAUACAAUCAAGGUCAAAGUAUACGGGCUUGGGAUGGAUUUCGGUUCUCGUCAUGGCGAAUAUGGGCGGUCAGCCCAAGAAAGCCACCGGCUUCUAUUCAAGGGUGUCGAUCGUGCCGACUUACAUUUUUUUGAAGUACAAUUUCCCUCGUAUCUUCGCCCGUCGUGGAGCCGAAGCGCGCGAGAAAGUUGUUGAUGCAUUUGUCGAGUAUGAUGAGAAUGGCGGGUUCGAGACCGCAGGCCGCCUGGCACGAGACCGCGCAAAAGUUCUCGAGAAGACUAGGCUGGACCGGCGCGAACUGGCUCGCAUGGCGAUGUCCCAAAGUGUUGGACAGUCCGAUAACUCGGCCACUGUUACCUUUGCCAUCCUAUCCUUCAUCCUUCACGACCCUGAACUCCUGGCACGCAUUCGAAGCGAACUUGAUGAACAUGUAACGAAGCACGACGACCAAGGCCGAAGGUCUGUUGACACUCUACGAAUAGGCAGAGAUUGCCCCCUUCUACUGUCCACGUUCCACGAAGUACUGCGAUGGACUGCCGUGGGCGUGACAAUCCGUCGGAUCGAGCAGGACUAUCCCCUGACAACUGAGGAGGACAACACCGAGUACUUCCUCCGCAAGGGCAACUUCAUCUGGGGUUCAGGCGUCGCCAUCCGCACCUCCUCCAGCUCCUACAAGGAUGCCGACAAAUUCAUCCCGAAUCGGUUCCUGGGCGUGCGUUAUCCCGAGACUCAGAUGCCCGACAUCUUCCGAGCGUUCGGAGGCGGCGGCAACAUCUGCCUGGGACGCCAUUUUGCUCGCACGAUAGUGCCCGGAGCCGUCGGAACCCUCUUGAUGGCGUUCGAUUUCGAGCCCUUUGAUGGUAAGCCGCUGUGUGUGCCGAAUCGCAAAGAUCUCAUGCUGGGUCAUGCCACUCCAAAUCCGUUCGGAAACACCAUUGCCACAGUCAAAGCCAGAGGUGCAUAG